Messenger RNA from Marmota flaviventris (yellow-bellied marmot), 615 nucleotides. RefSeq names its product diphthamide biosynthesis protein 3-like. Gene Ontology annotation, biological process: protein histidyl modification to diphthamide. The record is from RefSeq and is a predicted model, not a curated record. NCBI's taxonomy places the organism in Eukaryota, Metazoa, Chordata, Mammalia, Rodentia, Sciuridae. Gene Ontology annotation, molecular function: metal ion binding.
AUGUUCACGCGUAAGGAUCCAUCAGAGCAUGAACAAAACCCUGGCAGCCUCAAACAAUCAUGCACAAUAAGGACAGUGGCCCAGUUUCUGGCUGGUGUGGAAUUUGUAUGUCUAAACCAGGCCAAGUUGAGAUUGCAGAGGAAGAUUGAACCCUAUUCCUCCUGGCUUCCUCAAGGUGGAGCUGUUUCAGAAGCAGUGUUUCACGACGAGGUGGAAAUGGAGGACUUCCAACAUGAUGAGGACUCCGAAACGUAUUUCUACCCCUGUCCAUGUGGGGAUAACUUUUCCAUCACCAAGGAAGAUUUGGAGAAUGGGGAAGACGUGGCAACGUGUCCUAGCUGCUCUCUCAUUAUAAAAGUGAUUUAUGACAAAGAUCAAUUUAUGUGUGGAGAAACAGUCCCGGCCCCUUCAUCCAACAAAGAAUUAGUUAAAUGCUGAAGAAACCUUCAGGAAUCCACAUCCUGAACAGUUGAGAAUGAGCCCAGGUGGAAAUAUCAAACGCAGAGUAACUGAUUUUUUUCACGGGGACAACUGUUUUGUGGUUUGCCAUUCUGUUAGCGUGUGGAUCUUUUCACCAACUGCUGAGUUCAUCUUCAAAUAGAAAAGUGAGCACCA